Phytophthora nicotianae INRA-310 is the source of this 1398-nucleotide messenger RNA. RefSeq lists its product as hypothetical. Lineage: Eukaryota; Oomycota; Peronosporomycetes; Peronosporales; Peronosporaceae. The record is from RefSeq and is a predicted model, not a curated record. Bases 1 to 1398 code for a protein of 465 amino acids. The transcript is spliced from 5 exons.
AUGGAUCGAAUCGUCUUGCUAGUGGCCUUAACCAUUUGUUGGUUUUGUUUUAAUACGGAUGAGCUUCGCAAAAGAGUGGAGGAAGCAGAGGCUCAAUUGCGAGAAGAAGCCAAGAUCAUUGAACGAAUGACUCGCGACAAUAAGAGCAAGCAGGACCAAAUCAACGCGAUGGAGAAUCUGCUACAACGAGAAGCUGAAAAACACCAGGAAAUGUUAAGAUUACUGGAAGAUGAGCAUGCGACACAGAAACAACAAGCUGGGCACGAGAUUGAGGUAUUGCGUCGUCAGGUUUGCCAAUUGGAGCUGCAUGUGGAGGCGUACGACGUGCUGGAAGCAGCAAAUGGCAAGCUACGCGAUCGUGUAGAAGAACUGAUGCAGGAGAUGGAGCAGGAAAACAAGACUCACGCUGAAGAAAUCCACAAAGUGCGUCUGGACAUGUUUAACCACAAGAUGGCACUUGAAAAGACAUUUCGGAAAGCGCUUCAAGAGCUCGAUGCUGAUUACCUCAAGAAAGCCUUUAACGCUAUGUCGGAAGAAAGCAAGAAUGCUUUAGUAGCUAAUGCUAAACUGAAGGACGAGUUACAGCUGCAAAGCAUCGGUGUUGACAACCUAAUGCACCGAUUUACACAGCAGGCAAAGCACUUCCAGAGAAUGAAAGUAGAGAAUGAAAUAUUGGAGCAGGAGAGCCACCUUCGCUUGCAAGAAGUGGCCACAAUGAAGAAAAUGCAUCUUACCGCUGCACGAACGAUUGACAAACUCAAGGAAGACGUGCAUAAAGAGGAGCAUGAGUGGAAGGAGCACACAAACAAAGUGAUUGAAGAUCUUCGCCACGACAAUCAACAUCUGCAAAAACUACACGAGCUUACGCAGAAACGUUGCAAUAAAUGGAAGUCAAGAUGCAUGGAGCUCACAGAGAGGGAGGCUACACGACGUAUGGACGAGCAACGUGCCAAGACUGCACCAACGGCAGUCACAGCGCUAUCAUCGAUGAUCCGAGUGCAAAGCCAACCUGCAUUUUCUCCGCAUGCGACGCCAACCAUGAGCUUCACCGCCCGUGACAAGGGCCCUACUAUCAACUACGAUGAAAUGUGGAGCCACAGUUUUGCUCUUCGGACAAACCAGCAAAGCGAACUACCUUUCGGAUUUGUCGACAAGAUUGCCAAAAAGAAGAAAAAGCAAGUCAAAGGUGCCCUGCAGCAAACCGAAGGUGAGACUGGUGUAGCACCAGGUUCUGAAGAAUCGAUCGAGCAGCUGAACCGAAUAGCCAACUCGGAGUUGGACAUGGUCUCUACUAGAGCUACUUCGAGUCAGACAGCCAGAAGAAAAACUCAUCGUCUUGCCCAGACCAUCAUACCCCGCAAAGGACAGAGUGUCGACGCGUUUAAUUUCGCCAGCUAA